This is a messenger RNA of Pyrus x bretschneideri (Chinese white pear), 2853 nucleotides long. Its product is annotated as DEAD-box ATP-dependent RNA helicase 21. The coding region runs from base 1 to 2193 and encodes 730 amino acids. The transcript has 3 exons. Lineage: Eukaryota; Viridiplantae; Streptophyta; Magnoliopsida; Rosales; Rosaceae. The record is from RefSeq and is a predicted model, not a curated record. Gene Ontology annotation, molecular function: RNA binding; ATP binding; RNA helicase activity. Gene Ontology annotation, cellular component: catalytic step 2 spliceosome. Gene Ontology annotation, biological process: mRNA splicing, via spliceosome.
AUGAAACGCUCAGCUGAGGCCGUUCCCAUCGCCGCCUCCUCCGCCACCGCCUCCUCCUCCCUGCCGCCCAAGAAACCUGUUUUUUUAACCAAAGCCCAACGGGAGCAAUUAGCCCUCCAACGCCGCCAAGAACAAACCGAAGACCAGAAACGCCACCAACACCAUCUUCUCUCCAGUCUCUCCCACUCGCGCCCUUCCUCCGACAACGCACCGCCCGCAACCACCACUAGUUCUGACCGAGACCGAGAUCGAGAUAGAGACAGAGACCGAGAUCAUAGGGACCGAGACCGAGACCGAGACCGAGACAGGGACAGGGACCGAUAUUCUCGUGACCGGGAACGAGACCGGGAGCGAGAUUCCGAGCGGCGGAACCGCGACCGCGACCGAGAUAGGGAGCGCGAAGAGGAGGCCAAGGCUAGAGAGCGUGCCCGCUUUGACAAAAUGGCCGAGCGCGAGCGGGACAAAGAGCUGGAAGCCAUUAAAGAGCAGUAUCUUGGAUCGAAGAAGCCCAAGAAGCGAGUGAUCAAACCCAGCGAGAAGUUCCGAUUCUCUUUCGAUUGGGAGAACACAGAGGACACUUCUCGGGACAUGAAUGCUCUGUAUCAAAACCCUCACGAGGCCCAGCUUUUGUUUGGGCGAGGGUUUCGGGCCGGGAUGGACCGAAGGGAGCAGAAGAAGCUUGCUGUGAAGUACGAGAGGGAGCUGCGGGAGGAGAUUCGGAAGAAAGACGGCGUCGAGGAGAGGCCUGAGGAGGCCGCUGCUCAGAGGCUUAAGGAGGAGGCUGCGGAAAUGUAUGACACUUUCGACAUGAGGGUUGAUCGCCAUUGGACUGAUAAGAAGCUUGAAGAGAUGACUGAGAGGGACUGGAGGAUUUUUCGAGAGGAUUUUAACAUUUCGUAUAAGGGGUCUAGGAUUCCGAGGCCAAUGAGGAGUUGGGCAGAGAGUAAAUUGAGUGAGGAGUUGCUUAAGACUGUGGAGAAGGCUGGGUACAAAAAGCCUUCUCCGAUUCAGAUGGCGGCGAUUCCACUUGGCAUGCAACAGCGCGAUGUUAUUGGCAUUGCUGAGACUGGUUCUGGUAAGACUGCUGCCUUUGUUCUUCCUAUGUUGACUUAUAUUUCGAGGUUGCCUCCCAUUAGUGAGGAGAAUGCGGCAGAAGGGCCUUAUGCUGUUGUUAUGGCGCCUACUCGUGAGCUUGCACAGCAGAUUGAGGAUGAGACUAACAAGUUUGCGCAAUUCUUGGGUAUCAAAGUGGUUUCCAUUGUUGGUGGGCAGUCCAUCGAGGAUCAAGGGUUUAGAAUUAGGCAAGGAUGUGCAGUUGUAAUUGCCACUCCAGGGCGUUUGAUUGAUUGCUUGGAGAGGCGUUAUGCAGUUCUUAACCAGUGCAAUUAUGUUGUGCUUGAUGAGGCUGAUAGGAUGAUUGAUAUGGGGUUCGAGCCACAGGUUGUGGGAGUUUUAGAUGCGAUGCCCUCCAGCAAUUUCAAACCUGAGAAUGAGGACGAAGAACUUGAUGAGAAGAAGAUAUACAGAACCACUUAUAUGUUCAGUGCCACCAUGCCGCCUGCUGUGGAGCGGCUUGCUAGGAAGUACUUGAGGAAUCCUGUUGUGGUCACUAUUGGCACGGCUGGAAAGACAACUGAUUUGAUCACUCAGAAUGUGAUCAUGAGCAAGGAAUCUGAGAAAUUUGAGAGAUUAAAGAGAUUGCUUGACGAACUUGGUGAUAAGACUGCUAUUGUAUUUGUUAACACCAAGAAGAAUGCUGACUAUGUUGCUAAGAGUUUGGAUAAGAAUGGAUAUCGUGUUACCACUUUGCAUGGAGGGAAGUCACAGGAGCAGAGAGAAAUUAGCCUUGAAGGUUUUCGGACCAAGAAAUACAAUGUUCUAGUUGCGACCGAUGUUGCAGGUCGUGGGAUUGACAUACCUGAUGUGGCCUAUGUUAUUAAUUACGAUAUGCCUGGGAAUAUCGAACAGUACACUCAUCGUAUUGGGCGUACUGGCCGUGCAGGGAAGACUGGUGUGGCCACAACAUUCUUGACUAUGCAUGACACGGAUGUAUUUUAUGAUCUCAAGCAGAUGCUUAUUCAGAGUAAUAGUCAUGUUCCUCCUGAACUGGCGAAACAUGAGGCCUCAAAGUUCAAGCCAGGUUCAGUUCCUGAUAGACCACCAAGGCGUAAUGAUACUAUUUUUACUCACUGAGAAGUUAGGAAUUUACCAGAGUUUUCAACAGAGGGCCCAGCUUAUUCACCGUGUGAUGGUGUUUUCAUGGCUGAGACAUCUUUGCUUAAUACUGGAACCGAAGAAUGUGGUGGUCACAUCUGCCUUGGAGGUUCUUGGCAACAGAUCUCUGAGAUUCUGCUGGACCACCUCGCGGGAUGGCACUGUUUGGUAUUGGGGCUUUUCUGUGCAUGCCAGAUUUGACGAAGCAAUUCAAUAUUAUGGUGUUAUUUUCUACUAUGUGCAGGACUCAUUUCCUUGUCUCCAAUACCAAAUGGUCGGGGUGUUUCACAAAAACGUAACAGUAGCAGUAGCGUAGCGUGUUCGACAUCGGAGGAGGACGAGUGAAGAGUUGGUUUUGGUUUUGGCAAAAUUGAGUUAUGUUGGUCACUUGAAGUCUAGUUUUGCUGAACUUCUUGAACUCUAGAAAUUGGUUUCAAAAGCAUUUGUUGGGGGAAGGGCCAAGAUUUUUUCAUGACUGUGAAGAUUUUGGAUAGUGUGGUUGAUAUUUCAGCGGAUCAGUGUUGACAAGGACUCGCAAGAGCAGAUUUAUAACAUCAACUUAUACAUGCACAAAUAAACGGUGUGUCCUCUUUCACUUGAUAAAUCCCUAAUAAAUCUUUUGAAGAGCCAAAAAAAAAA